Messenger RNA from Fundulus heteroclitus (mummichog), 4205 nucleotides. RefSeq names its product phosphatidylinositol 3-kinase regulatory subunit alpha. The record is from RefSeq and is a predicted model, not a curated record. The transcript has 17 exons. Gene Ontology annotation, molecular function: 1-phosphatidylinositol-3-kinase regulator activity; protein binding. Gene Ontology annotation, biological process: insulin receptor signaling pathway; phosphatidylinositol phosphate biosynthetic process. Gene Ontology annotation, cellular component: phosphatidylinositol 3-kinase complex. Bases 403 to 2553 code for a protein of 716 amino acids. Lineage: Eukaryota; Metazoa; Chordata; Actinopteri; Cyprinodontiformes; Fundulidae.
UCGCUAAACUACCGAACCAGUUCGGUUCUGGAGAACCAGUGGAGCUACUAUCCGUCAUGGUGUUCUGGGUUCUGUCUGCUGGAGGCUUCUGUUGGUGAAAAAAGUUAUCAAAUUAACGGGUCCGGCCGAGGGCUCCACAGAUGUGGCCCCUACCUGCACUGGGUCUGCGCUUCAUGAAGGACGCCGCCGCCGCUGUGACCGAGCGCCUGUGGGUCGGCCUGGAGGGAUGACAAGACGUUAGCAGACAUGGAGACAGGAGAGACGCGCCGCCAGCCGGAAACGCCACAUCUGCACAGCGCUCUGCUUUAGACCCCCUCAGGAACACGGCCGCUAUUUUUCUAAGAUUUUCUACCCAGAGCUGAUUUUUGAUAGAAACCCGAAGCCAUACUGGAGCAGAUCAGGAUGGGCUCAGAGGGCUUUCAGUACCGCGCGCUCUACGACUACAAGAAGGAGAGGGAGGAGGACAUCGACCUGCACGUCGGGGACAUGCUGCUCGUCACCAAAGGAGCGCUGCUGGCGCUCGGCUGCAGCAACGGAGACGAGGAGCGGCCCGCCGAGAUCGGCUGGCUGCCGGGCUUCAACGAGACCACACAGGAGAAAGGAGACUUCCCCGGGACGUACGUGGAGUUCAUCGGCAGGAAGAAGAUGUCCCCGCCCACGCCCAAGCCCCGCCCACCCAGACCGCCGUCAGCGGCGUCUGUGAGGACCGACUCGGAGUCGGAGGGCUUCGUGCUACCGGACCUCCCUGAGCAGUUCGGACCUCCGGACACAGCCCCGCCUCUCCUCGGCAGACUGAUGGAGCUCAUAGAAACCAAAGGAUUCGACAGUCCGGUUCUGUACCGCAGCAUGAGCGGAGGGGUUCUGGACUCCCGGCAGCUGGCCGACACCGACCUGGAGCAGCUGGACGUGCCGUCUCUGUGUGACGGGGUGGUCCGGUUCCUGCUGGACCUUCCCGGACCCGUCCUGCCCCCCUCACUGCAGGCCGACAUGAGCGAAGCGGUCCAAGAUGUCCAGGACCCGGAGGAGUGUGCUCAGGUGCUGCGGGGCAUGGCCGGUUCCCCCGCCUGCCCGCCGCAGCACGGCCUGACGCUGCUCAGCGUGGUCCGCCACCUGGCCCGGCUCUGUCUGCACGGUACCAGGAACCAGCUGAGCCCCGGCGUCCUGGCCCAGAACUUCAGCCCGCUGCUGUUCCGGCAGCCCGCCGGGUCGGAUUCUGCUCUGGAUCCCCUGGUCCAGGUUCUGGAGGUUCUGAUAACCAGCGAGCUCAACAUGAACCAAGCUGCACCAGCUUUGCCUCCCAAACCUGCCAAGCCUGCGGCUCCUGCUGCCUUCAGGUACCUGGGCAACGUGUCUCUGCAGGACGCCGAGUGGUACUGGGGGGACAUCUCCAGGGAGGAGGUCAACGAGAAGCUGAGGGACACGGCCGACGGUACCUUCCUGGUGCGGGACGCCUCCACCAAGAUGCACGGAGAUUACACGCUGACGCUCAGGAAAGGAGGCAACAACAAGCUCAUCAAGAUCUUCCACCGUGAGGGGAAGUUCGGCUUCUCCGACCCGCUGACCUUCGGCUCGGUGGUGGAGCUCAUCAACCACUACAGACACGAGUCUCUGGCUCAGUACAACCCCAAGCUGGACGUCAAGCUGCUCUACCCGGUCUCCAAGCACCAGCAGGAUCAGGUGGUGAAGGAGGACAGCGUUGAGGCCGUGGGCAAGAAGCUGCACGAGUACCACCUGCAGUACCAGGAGAAGAACCGCGAGUACGACCGGCUGUACGAGGAGUACACCAGAACCUCCCAGGAGAUCCAGAUGAAGCGGACGGCCAUCGAGGCGUUCAACGAGACCAUCAAGAUCUUCGAGGAGCAGUGCCAGACCCAGGAGCGCUUCAGCAAGGAGUACGUGGAGAAGUUCCGCCGGGAGGGCAACGACAAGGAGAUCCAGAGGAUCAUGGAGAACUACGACAAGCUGAAGUCCCGGAUCAGCGAGAUCGUGGACAGCAAGCGGCACCUGGAGGUGGACCUGAAGAAGCAGGCCGACGACAACCGGGAGAUCGACAAGAAGAUGAACAGCAUCAAGCCCGACCUGAUCCAGCUGCGCAAGACCCGGGACCAGUACCUGAUGUGGCUGACCCAGAAAGGAGUCCGGCAGCGCAAACUGAACGAGUGGCUGGGCCUGAAGAACGAAACCACGGAGGACGAGUACAGCAUGGUGGAGGAUGAGGAGGACCUUCCUCACCACGACGAGCGGCUGUGGCGUCUGGGGAACAUCAACCGGAACCAGGCGGAGGCCAUGCUGCGCGGCAAGCGGGACGGAACCUUCCUGAUCCGGGACAGCAGCAAACCGGGCUGCUACGCCUGCUCCGUGGUGGUGGAAGGCGAGGUGAAGCACUGCGUCAUCAACAAGACCAGCACCGGGUUCGGGUUCGCCGAGCCCUACAACCUGUACGGGUCGCUGCGGGAGCUGGUUCUGCACUACCAGCACACCUCGCUGGUCCAGCACAACGACUCGCUCAACGUCACGCUGGCCUUCCCCAUCUACAGCCUGCAGCGCCGGUGACCGGGCCGCCCAGAACCGGAACCGCCUUCCCAGCUCAGCGCGUCCAAAGUGUUUUACUGUGAAAGCUUCCACUUCCUGUCUGGAUGAAGGAACCAGAACCAGAGACCAGAACCUCUCUCUGCUGGCCGGAUCACAUGGCAACGUUGGAUUUGGUGGUUCUGAGGUUCUCCUCGCCGCAGCGCCUCAAAUCGGACCUUUUUACGCAGUUUGGUCCCGGUUCUACAAACAGGAUGUUACCAGCCUGUCAGAACCAUCAGAGGUUCUGAGAAAAUAAAUGUAACCAAAUCUAAUAAAAAAACAAACAGUAAGACUUAAAAUGAUCAAUACACUGCUCCGGUUCUGAUCCGGUUCUGUUGUGAGCAGUUACCGGGGCGCAUCACUGCUAGAACCAGAACUCCUCCGGUUCCGGGUCUUCAUGGGUCUCUGGUUCCUUUACUUAACCUCUGACACAUGACGACACCUGCGGUUCCGACCCGAAACGCUUCACCUGACCCGCUUCCCCACGGGUUCCUGUCAGUAGAGGCGAAGCGGGUUCUAAGUCCAAACGUGUCCCAUGUGAUCCGGCCUGCGGAGAAUCCCGGUUCUGAUCCGGAAACCUUCCCCUCCGCCUCAUGAAUCCAGACCAGGACGUGUUGGAUCAGCAGAACCUUACAGCUUAGACGAUGUCAGACGAGAGGACGGGCCGUCCAGAACUUUAACAGAACACUGUGAGCGCUUCAGAACGAGGUUCUGUGGUCCGGAACCAAAGUGGGAGAAAUCAGGGAACCAAGCGGCGGAACCUCUGGAACUCGUGUUCGGACUCUCAGGCCGAGUCCAGAGGAUUUUCAGACUUUUCUUUUUCAGAGGAGAACCAGGUACCGAAGCCUCCGGCGGGUCGGCGCCGGCCCGUCAGAACUUCAUGUUCCCAGGAUGAUGGCUGCAGUUCUGCCCCUCUGAGGAUUAAACUGUGAACAGAACCAGCAGAUCUUCAGCUUAAGGCGUUACAUCCCAUAAUGAGCUGUAGGAACCGGGUCGGCAGCGUGUUCUGGACCGCUGGCCCACGUUUAGUGAGGCGUGGUGCCGCCGCAGGGAAACCCGACCCUCCAGAACUUCCUAACGCCGUCGUUCCGGUUCUUUUUCUGGAGUUCAGUUCACGUCUCCAUGAUUCCAGCAGGAGAGAUCGGGCGGUUCUGUUCUGACCCGAUCCGCUCAGCAUCUUUUUGUUCCAGGAUCAAGUCAAAUCUGGCAGCUGUUUUUUUUUUUUUUUUUUUUUUUUUUUAGAGAAAAUGAAAAAAAAAAUGAAAAAAGAGGACGACGCUGAUAAUGAAGGUCCACUGGACCGGUCAGAACCAGGCAGAAUCUGGACUAAUAGCAAAAGAUUGACAUGAAAAGUCUUGUUUGCGUUUGUUCUUGUAUCAUGUAGCACCUCUGUCUCAUAUUUAUUCUGUUUAUGUCCAAUAAUCUCCUACAUUUCUAUUCAUGUCUCCUAUUUCAGUUUUUCCUUUGAGGCAAACAGAACCAGUGUUGUAACAGAUGUUGGACCGGUUCUGGUUGAGUUGAUCAUUGUUUCAGGACGGUCCUCCUGUCAACGCUGGACUUUCUGUUUCAGAAAUUCGCUUUCUUUCCUCCGUUUUCCUCGUUAACGUUCUCACCAAUAAAGCAGCAGAACUCUC